Molecule: messenger RNA, 828 nt
Organism: Aspergillus oryzae RIB40
Lineage: Eukaryota; Fungi; Ascomycota; Eurotiomycetes; Eurotiales; Aspergillaceae
Exons: 5
Coding region: 1-828 (275 amino acids)
Biological process (GO): lipid metabolic process
Source: RefSeq, a predicted model, not a curated record
AUGGUUUCUCUGAGAGGUCUCCUGAAAAUUUCCCUGCGCCAUCCCCGACCCACUGCUUCGGCAUUGAGAGCGUCCGCUGUAGCCCCCGCAUCUGGCUCUCCGUUCAUUAACAAUUCGCAGGGGGCUUCGGCGGCUGUGGCGGAGUUAUCGGAUGCUCUUGGCACUGUUUUUGACCAGAUUGACCUUGAUGGUGAUUUGAAUAGCCAGAUUAAUGGAUUGCUGGAGCGACUCGAUCAAGAGGCUUCCCAGUAUGGGAACUCUCAGUUGAAGGAUGAGCAGUAUUCUGACUGGGAAUGCUCCCCGGAAAAAGCCGAAUUGAUCUCCAUGGCGUGGCACUGUGCCCGAGAAGCUUAUGAAACAUCGUCGGGUCUACCUAAUAACCCUGCUCGAAAUGAGAAAUGGAAACUCGAACCAGGCGAUUGUAUUGUUCCAUCCACUGAUGGGACAAUCAAAGCUGUCUCUUUCAGUCGCGUAUCAUCAGUUGAGAAAGGAACUGACAACAAGGACCUCCCUGUUCUGGUAGUUGCUAUUCGAGGGAGUGCUAGUGCAGUCGACCACAUGGUAAAUGCUAACUAUGAGCCGCGGAAUGCAGACAACUUUAUUGAUAUAUCUCGGCUUGCGCCUGAGAACAGCACCACUCUUGAGGCGCAUUCGGGGUUUCUGAAUAGCGCAAAAGCUCUAGACAAAACCGUGUCACAGAGGAUAAACAUGUAUAUUCGUGAGAAUGCAAGCAACUACAGCCACGUCUUAUUUACUGGUCACUCAGCAGGUGGUGCUGUUGCCUCACUUUUGUUUCUUCGAUAUCUAGCACAGGAAAGCCUCUUCUGA